Molecule: messenger RNA, 2573 nt
Organism: Ochotona curzoniae (black-lipped pika)
Lineage: Eukaryota; Metazoa; Chordata; Mammalia; Lagomorpha; Ochotonidae
Gene: SLC35F5
Product: solute carrier family 35 member F5
Exons: 17
Coding region: 131-1726 (531 amino acids)
Biological process (GO): regulation of peptide transport
Cellular component (GO): membrane
Source: RefSeq, a predicted model, not a curated record
GUCGGGGGAGACGAGGCGUCGGGCGGCCUGGCCCUGUGCGGCACGCAUGGCGGGUGCAGGCACGGCUGUGUGAGUCUCGGAGGCCGCGGCCGUGGCGCUGGGCGGCGGCGGGGCCGGGCCGGGUCCGCUCAUGGUGCCGCCACGACGCCAUCGCGGGGCAGGGAAGCCAGGUGCGCUGCGUUCUUCACCUCCCUGGUGGUCAGGCCUUGCUUUUGAAGAUCUCAGACAGGCCCUUAAAACAAGACUCCAAAUGGUGUGCGUAUUUAUCAUGAACCGCAUGAACUCGCAGAGCAGCGGCUUCACUCAGCGCCGGCGGUUGGCCCUCGGGAUCGUUAUUCUGCUGCUGGUGGAUGUGAUAUGGGUGGCCUCUUCGGAACUCACUUCGUAUGUUUUCACUCAGUACAACAAGCCAUUCUUCAGCACCUUUGCAAAAACAUCCAUGUUCGUUCUUUACCUGGUGGGUUUUAUUAUUUGGAAGCCAUGGAGGCAGCAGUGUACAAGAGGAUUUCGAGGCAAGCAUGCUACAUUUUUUGCAGAUGCUGAAAGUUAUUUUGCUGCUUGCACCACAGAUACAGCUAUGACUAGUUCUUUGAGUGAGCCUCUGUAUGUUCCUGUGAAGUUUCAUGAUCUUCCGAGUGGAAAACCUGAGGGCACGAGCGUCGAUACUGAAAAAACUCCCAAAAAGUCUCGUGUAAGGUUCAGUAAUAUCAUGGAGAUCCGACAGCUUCCAUCAAGCCAUGCAUUAGAAGCAAAGUUGUCUCGCAUGUCAUAUCCUACUGUGAAAGAACAAGAAUCCAUAUUGAAAACUGUGGGGAAAUUGACUGCAACUCAAGUAGCAAAAAUCAGCUUUUUUUUUUGCUUUGUGUGGUUUUUGGCAAAUUUGUCUUAUCAGGAAGCACUUUCAGACACACAAGUUGCUAUCGUUAAUAUUUUGUCUUCAACUUCUGGUCUGUUUACCUUAAUUCUUGCUGCAGUGUUUCCAAGCAACAGUGGAGAUAGAUUUACCCUCUCAAAAUUAUUAGCUGUAAUUUUAAGGUUCAAUAAAGAAGAAUAUGGAUAUGAAAUUCAGACUUUCAUUGGAGGUGUUGUGCUGGUAAACCUAUCAGGAUCCGAAAAGUCUGCUGGAAGAGAUACAAUAGGUUCUAUUUGGUCCCUUGUUGGAGCCAUGCUGUAUGCCGUUUAUAUUGUUAUGAUUAAGAGAAAAGUAGACAGAGAAGACAAACUGGAUAUCCCAAUGUUCUUUGGUUUUGUAGGUUUAUUUAAUCUGCUGCUCUUAUGGCCUGGUUUCUUUUUACUUCAUUAUACUGGAUUUGAAGAUUUCGAGUUUCCAAAUAAAGUAGUAUGGAUGUGCAUUAUUGUUAAUGGCCUUAUCGGUACGGUUCUCUCAGAGUUCCUGUGGUUGUGGGGCUGCUUUCUUACCUCAUCAUUGAUAGGCACACUUGCACUAAGCCUUACAAUACCUCUGUCCAUUAUAGCUGACAUAUGUAUGCAAAAGGUGCAGUUUUCUUGGCUGUUUUUUGCAGGCGCUAUCCCAGUUUUUUUUUCAUUUUUUAUUGCAACUCUCCUAUGUCAUUAUAAUAAUUGGGAUCCUGUGAUGGUAGGAAUCAGAAGAAUUUUUGCCUUUAUUUGCAGAAAACAUCGAAUUCAGAGAGUUUCAGAAGACAGUGAACAGUGUGAGAGCCUCAUUCCUAUGCAUGGUGUGUCACAGGACGAUGGAGCUAGCUAGCUGUUGCCUAGAGCCCAGCUUGAUCGGGGAACAUUAUGCAGUGAAGAGACAAUCUCUGGCAAGUUUUUGUAGAAAAAUGCUUCAGUGCCUAGUCUGAAAAAUAACAGUUUCAGUUCUUUGAAACUCUAAAGUAUAUUUUCCUCUUAUCUGUUUUCUUCAUUUUCGUAAUGAAGUACUUUGCUGUGUAGCUGGGUCACAUGUCACGGAGUGAUAGGGUGUUGGAGUCCACAGUCCAUCCACAGGACCAACCUGCCUUACACAACCAGGGAGUUAGUCAGCUGGUGAAAUCAGUCCAACUCAUCACGGAAGAAAAUCCUAAUGUUCGGGAGACCUUAUUUUACCUUUGUUAGAUGGUGGACUGUACUACAAAAAUAUUUUCAAGAAAGCAUUUGUGUAGAUCGAUGUUUCUGGCAGGAAAAAUGCUGAAAAUAAGCUGGCUGUUAUAGGUACGGAUUAUCUUUUAGUUUUGUGAAAUAUUGCCAAUUAACUACACAAAAAAAACUUGUCUAGUUUAUGCAUCAAGUAUGUUCAUGCAAAUUUGAUUGAACUUGAAAGAGAAUAAAUAUUUGAACAGAUCUGGUUCACUUACACUACAUAUACUGUAUUAUCUUUUCAUAGCAUUAGGUGCCUUGUAUUUUAAAUCUGUGACAAACCAUGACAAAUUUUUAACGUCAUAUGAAGAAUUAUGUAUUUCUAAAGAUUGUAUUGUUGUAAAUUUAAUUGAUAAAGCUCUGUUUAAUUUAGAGUUUUGAAGAAAUAUUCUCUCUUCAAUUAAAACAUUUUCAUAAUGGAAUGAUUUAAAUUGAAGUCAUAAAGAGUAUUAUUAAAAUAAAAUGUUUAUAUAUGU